Molecule: messenger RNA, 573 nt
Organism: Papilio machaon (common yellow swallowtail)
Lineage: Eukaryota; Metazoa; Arthropoda; Insecta; Lepidoptera; Papilionidae
Exons: 2
Coding region: 1-573 (190 amino acids)
Source: RefSeq, a predicted model, not a curated record
AUGGCCGGCAAAUAUACCGCUAGGAUAACAGGCGUGCUGAGAUGGCUCGCCUCAGCGGUUUUGAAUAUUUCUAGGCCGGACCGUGCGCAAGCCCUUAUGGCUAGAUAUCAGGUUCUAGACGAUCAAAUGGCGGAUCUAUAUGCGGCGUACCGUGGCAUUCUAGAGUUAGGUUUAGAAGCGGAUGCCAUGGCGAAGAUUAAUGCUGACAUUGAUCAGGCCGACGACCUGGCUGAUCAAAUUAUUCAGGCUGUCGGUUCCCUUAAGGAGUCAAGCGCUGCUGACGCGCGCGUUACUGCGGAGUCGGAGGCGUCACCAGCGCUCAUGAGUAGAUUGCCGCUGCUCGAUUUGCCACAAUUUAACGGUGACUUGGAACAGUGGGUUGCUUUUAACAAUUUAUUUGAAAGCAUUGUUCACAGUCGUAGGGAUUUGACCCCUGCUCAGAAGCUUGCCUAUUUGUUGGCGUCGUCAACGGGAGAGGCCAAGGGCCUCGUCCAACAUUUAGGUCUUGUUGACGAUUUGAACUGCAAUACGGCGGGGACUCCGCCACUCAUCUUCCCAGCUUUGACAACCUAA